AUCAAAUCAAAACUCGCCCAUCAAUUCAGAAGCCCGAGCCUCGGUCUCGUUGUCCCGGAGUUUCCUCCUCUUCAUCAUUGUUACUCAGCAUCAAUCUCCACAGCAGCUGCAGCAGUAGCAGACCCAUCGCAAUAGCUCUGGGGUUCUUGAAGGAGCAUCACGCACCUUCCAAUGGCUGCAUAUGAUGCUGGCCAGAUUUCUCCGACGGCCGCCUCCGAAGAGAGAGCGUCUUCAGUCUCCGGGAGUGAUGGCGAAAACGACAAUGUAAGCGAGACACCAACCGGGGGUAAUGCAAGCAAAAAGAGAAAGAGGUCUCUCAAAAUCUCCUGUGAACUUUGCAAGACAAGAAAAGUGAAAUGCGAUCGCGUCGAGCCCGCUUGUGGCUGGUGCGCGCGCAACAACCGAGUAUGCGUCUACAAAGAAAGGCAGAAACCUGGCCUUCGGGUAGGAUACGGUCGCGAACUGGAGGAGAAAAUCAACCGCCUCGAAGCUCUACUCCAACACAUGGGCCGCCGGCUUGAAGAGCACAUCGUCGACCAUGGUGAUGUUUCCCAGCCUCGGCCUGGCUCAGUACGAAUGACUUCCCAACCCGUUCAAUAUCCGGCCUAUUCGCAAAAUGAUCCCGGUCCGACGAGUGCAAGUAUAUUGUCUCAGGAUACUCCCGGGUCCGACCCAAGAUGGGCGCCUUCAAAUGCCUACGAACGCAUGCAGUAUCCUCGACCUCAUGACGCCAUGUCAAUUCGGUCCGUUGUCGACACUGCUGGUCAGGACAUAGUGUCCCAAAGCGACCGAGCUGCUUCGACAGCCUGGUAUCCGAGUUCUACUCCAGCUCCGUCAGUGCCAGAAUCCGAGCUGCCUCCGUAUGACUUAUUGUACACGCUUGUCGACCUGUACUUCAAGCAUGUCAACCCGUGGUCACCGAUCCUCGACCGCAAAAACACGUUCGAUGCAUUCUUCGGUUCUCAAUCCAUGGACGAGUCUGAUCGAGUCCUCAUGCAUGCUGUAGUCGCCACCACUCUGCGCUUCUCCAAGGAUCCGCGUCUGACACCGGAAUCUCGAUCCCAGUUCCACGACACUUCACGCCAGAAGAUCAUGCUGUACGCUCUGGAUCAUCCGAACGUGAGAGCGUUGCAGGCUCUGGUAAUCCUUGCCGUCGAUGUUCUCGGAACUUCCAAUGGCCAACAAGGCUGGAACCUCCUGGCCCUCAUAGCCCGCAAUAUUGUCCAGCUUGGCUUGGAGGUAGAGAAAGGCGCAUACCUGGAAUCGACCGCUUAUCCGUCAGCAACGCUACUGCAAGCGUCCCAGCCCAAAUCCUGGAUCGAAAGUGAAGAGCGCCGGCGCUUAUGCUGGAUGACAUUCGUGCUUGACCGGUAUGCAACGGUCGCGACGGAAGACGCUUUCACAUUCGAUGAAAGGGAGAUGGACCGUUGUCUUCCCUGUCGUUACGAUCUCUUCUCCCGCAACGAGCCCGUCGAGACGAGAUGGCACCGCCGCGGAGCUCAGACGGAGAUGAUCGUUAACAAACCUGAAAAUCUAGGCAGCUUUUCAUAUCAUUGUGAGGUGCUGGGCAUUCUGAGCCGCAUCCACCGCUUCCUACACCAGCCGCUUGACAUCACGCGACACUCCGAUAUCCAAAGAUGGCGUGAGACAUAUCGAGAGCUUGACGGCGAAUUGAAUAACUGGCUCCAGAAUUUACCUGGCGAAUACGGCAAGAUCUCGCAACUGUGCCACUCGGAUCCCGGGAGUCGAAUUUCCAACUGGAUCAUGCUUCAUGCAGCAUUUGUCACGUCGGUCAUUCGGCUGCAUUCAUCAGCUGCAUAUCCCACCAUCAAAUCCCCAGUCUUUACACCGUCUUAUCAUGCUAUUCAGCGAUGCCUCGGCGCGGUAGAGAGCCUAAGGGAGAUUGCACAAGACGUCCUCAACACUGGCAUGCUCGCCCUUCUCGGCCACCCGUUUGCUUUUGCUUUGUGGGUCUCCGCUCGACUCUUACUUGUUCACGCGGCUACCAUGGAAUGUGAAGUGGAUGCCAAGAUCACAUUCUUCAUCUCUACGCUUGAACAAAUGGGUCAGCAUUGGCAAGUCGCAAGAGAAUAUGCUAGGAUCUUGAAUGAUGUUCUGCAAGAAGGAAGCACCGGUGCUGGUCGGACGUUCACAGCGAUGAGAAGGACCGCUUACGAGCUAAACAUACUGAUCUCACAACGCCCGCGAUCCGUCCUGGAACCUGCUACAACGCAUAACGCGCCUCAGAACGAAUUGGAGUAUCUCGAGGUCUUUGACUUUUUCAACUAUCCCCGCCUGAACGCCAUUGCCGGCAAUGGCAUCGAUCCUUCUGUCAUCAUAUCGCCUGUAGGUACUCAUGUAUCAACGCAAGGCCAGGCACCAUCGUUUCGGGCCACACCAGCCUUUGUCAUUCCAAACCCAGAGUCGGAUUGGCUGAUAUUCAAACCACCUUAUGAAUGAUUGUGGACCUGUCAAGGACACCGUCGAAUGAGACAGCAUAUCAUGUUAGUACCUUUGUAAGCACCCGGGCUCGUGGAGGGCCAUUUCCAUUGGACUGGCGGGCUACGAACAGGCUUGCUCGAUGAUAAGGCUCUUCUCUAUUGAGGCAACGUAUAUUUAUUCCACUGCUAUGACUAGCUCAAAUUUCCCCUCAUCACCUACAACCAUGUCGUUGGGUUUCGUCAAGCCGCUCCUGCAACAAGAAUCACCGACCCUCCCACGGCAUACCUAUUGCAUCGACCAGAAAAGCAUCACCCCCGGACGGACCUCAGAUAUUGUCGGUCAAAAAGUUCAUCUUCUUGAGACCAGUCUUGAUUGGUUCGCGCGAGACCAUUCUCUUGACCCAGUCAUACAUGACAGGGAAUUCAGACAUCUGAAACUCUUCCUUGCUCAUCACCAAGGGUAUAACUGCAUACCACGUCAGGAAGGAAAUGUCCGCAUAGGAGAUUUUGUUUCCGACAAGCCAAGGUCCGUCACCGCCACUGUGCUUCUCCUUCUGCUGCGUCAACCAGCCUUCCAGCACGCCACUGACGCGCCUCAUUUCUGUGAUGUAGCGCUCCCAGGCGCUUGGGAUUUUCUCGGGAUGGAACUUCUUGAACCAGGCGUAUUGACCAAAGUACGGUCCCUGGCCGGAGACCUGGAAGAAAAGCCACUGUUUGCCAUGGUAGUACUCCGGAGUGCCCGGAGCAAAGCUUAGCUUAUACUCAGGGUCGUAUUUCUCAACAAGAUACUCGAUGAUGGCACCUGUCUCCCAAAUGGUCAAGUCGCCAUUAUUGGGAUCUUGGAUGGUGGGCAGUCGACCGUUGGGAUUGAGUGCAGUAUAUUCUGGCUUCUUGACAUCUUCGAAGGGGACGUCAACAAUGUCAUAAGGAAGGCCGAGCUCUUCUAACAUGAUGCCGACUUUAGGUGGAUUGGGGCCGUGAGAGCCAUAGAGCUUGAUAGGCUUGAGCUCAGACGACAUUUUGAAUGUUUUGAUUGAGAAGCUGGCCAAGGUUGUUUUGAGGGGUGCUUUGAGGAGAGAGUGCAAUGAACUAUCUAUGCUCUGCGAGAUUGAAACUGCUUGAUGGAAUGGUUGAAUCCCAUGGCAGCUGAAGGCAUGAUUUAUGUACUUUUCCUGGACUCAUACUGUUGUCCUGUCGUGGGCCUGUCGAAUUACCCUCUUCUACAGGCCUUGCGGAGUCCACAGAUGCCGAACAAUUCUUCGCAAGCUUUUACCAAAACUCCUC
Exophiala xenobiotica is the source of this 3725-nucleotide messenger RNA. RefSeq lists its product as uncharacterized. The record is from RefSeq and is a predicted model, not a curated record. Gene Ontology annotation, biological process: regulation of DNA-templated transcription; DNA-templated transcription. Gene Ontology annotation, cellular component: nucleus. NCBI's taxonomy places the organism in Eukaryota, Fungi, Ascomycota, Eurotiomycetes, Chaetothyriales, Herpotrichiellaceae. Gene Ontology annotation, molecular function: DNA binding; zinc ion binding; DNA-binding transcription factor activity, RNA polymerase II-specific. The coding region runs from base 172 to 2460 and encodes 762 amino acids. The transcript is spliced from 3 exons.